Messenger RNA from Notothenia coriiceps (black rockcod), 483 nucleotides. Its product is annotated as DNA ligase 1-like. NCBI's taxonomy places the organism in Eukaryota, Metazoa, Chordata, Actinopteri, Perciformes, Nototheniidae. The coding region runs from base 143 to 448 and encodes 101 amino acids. The record is from RefSeq and is a predicted model, not a curated record. The transcript has 4 exons.
GAAUAUUUCUCUGUAUUUUGUCACUCUGCAGCGCGGGAGUCUGUGUUUUGUGUGUUGAUGUUGGACCCUGACUGUGCUUUAAUUAAGCCAGAAAUCUACAUUUAGUUUUUUUAUCUGGUGAAGGAAUAUUUUUGAAGACAACAUGCAGAGGAGCAUCGCAUCCUUCUUUCAGCCCAAGGGCAAAGAUGUUCAGAAGAAAACCUCAAAUGAAGCGGUGAAAAAACCUUCCAAAAGUCCUCUGAAGGUGCAGAACGGCGUCCAGGAAGCGGAUUCACCCGUGAAGAAGGUCGUGAAACGCAGCCGUCAGAUCCUGGACAGCGACGAUGAAGAAGAAGCUCCGGUUGUUAAAGAGCAAGCUGCUACCACCGGAGACAAAGAAGCUCCGGCUAAACCAGAAAAGCGAUCCAGAUCAUAUUGGUUUGGACAGUUUGAAAGCUGUGUUCUCUGAGAUUUCAAUGUCAGCUGUAAAUGGAAAUAGUCAAG